GAAAUUCCUCCAGAAUAAGAAAGGGAGGUGCUCCUUACGGCAGAACAAGUCGGGUCCUCGCUAUCCACCCAAAGAUUUUUGUAAGUGUUUAGUGUUCAAUAAUUUUGUGUUUGUAGGACGAUGAUGAUGAUGUUUAGGUGUGCAGAGGCUAAUGUUUUGACGAAUGACCUUCUAUCAGUCUACAGGCUUAGGCUUGCAUGGACCAGCCCACAAACAUAAUAUUUUACCAGUCAUUUAAUUGGGAAUGUUGAUGUGUGAUGUGUGUGUCUCUUAGUGUUCUGGUUUCACUAGUAAGUACAUGCUAUGCUACAAACAUGACUCUCAUGUUGCUGAUGCUGUGUUCAGGCACAUCUGUACUCUGAUAUCGGAUGAUUUGGGAGCCUCUGUUCCUUUUUCAAUGAGGUCAAUGUUACUGGGAGGUCUAAUGUGUCAGCUGAGACUCUGUAGUUAGUGAAGGUUCUAUAUUGCUCUGCAUUUCUUUGUCUUGUCAGAAUAGGCAGAAAUUUACAAAGCUUGACAUAUUGUAGCAUCUAGGUAUAUAUAUUUUAGGUGCUUGACAUAUUUUAGUGUCUGUUCAAGCAUGUGUCCGCAGUGAUGCCCAGCAAAUUUCCAUUUUCUCAGGAGACUUGGUCAUUUUGCUGUGUUCCUCACCAUGCCAGCAUCCAACCAGGGCUGGCCAGAGGAGUUUGGCUUUCAGAUAGGGGGGAAUGGGCCCAGCUACAUCCUGACUAUGGAGGAGGGAAGCAGUGCUCAUCUGUCUGGACUGCAACCUGGAGACCAGGUCUUGGAGAUUGAGGGGCAGAAUGUUUCCAGUCUUAGUGCUCAAGAGGUCAUCGCCCUUGCCCAAUCACAACGAAACAUCCCGCCCAGUAUUGGAGUAGUUUCACGCAUCCAGCAGAUGGAUAUCAUUCCAGGCCCUGAUGGUCGCUUUGGUUUCACUAUCGUGGGAGACUGCCCCCUGCUGGUGGAGGAUUGCUCCACCUGCUCCCCAGCGGGUCGUAGUGGUCUCAGAGCUGGAGAUUAUGUCAUGGAGGUGAAUGGGAUCCCAGUGAAGCACCAUGAGAUGGCAGCCGCUUUGAUAAAGGCCUCUCAGGGCCGCACGCUGCGUCUUGGGGUGCUGUGCACGGGCAGUCGUCAGAAACGCAGCAGCAGGAGUCUAGAGGGCUCUCAGAACGACACAGAUGGCAUGCGUCAAGACCGCAAACACAAGGCUCUGGAGUUCAAUAGGAUGGUUGAGGAGAUUUUAAGGAACGAACCAGAGGUGAAAGAGAAACUGUUUGCUGUACUGAAACAGUUUGCUGCGGAGAGAAAAGUGGACUGGCUUGCUUCUGCUCUUCCUGACAUCUUGACAACUGAAGAGCAGCAACAGCUCAUCUCAAACAUCAGGAUCUUCAUUCCCAAGAAGCAUCGGCAGCGCUUUGACGAGGCAGUUUCUCAGAGUCUCCUCAACCGCAUGUGCCGUAGCAAGAGCCUGGGUGAUCCCCAAAACAGGCUCCGCCGAAGCCGAAGUCAAGACCACCACGAGCGUCCUCAAGGCUCAAAACGGGCCAGUUCUGUGCCCAGAGAUACAGGCGAUGACCCGGCCCAACCCGAGCGUGGCCUUAGGAAAAGCACCACCAUGAUUCCCAGCCACUAUGCCACUGGAGCCAACCAGAGAACCAUCCGUGUGUACAGGGGUAAGAAGAGUUUUGGGUUUACUCUGAGAGGUCAUGCUCCAGUGUGUAUCGACUCAGUAAUGCCAGGUAGUCCAGCCGAGGCAUGUGGCCUUAAACCAGGAGACCGCAUAUUGUUCCUCAAUGGCCUAGACAUGAGGAACUGCUCCCAUGAGAAGGUGGUGUCCAUGCUGCAGGGCAGUGGCGCCAUGCCCACUCUAAUGGUGGAAGAGGGCCCUGUAGACUAUCCGCUCUCAGAUUCAGAGCCAGAGGAGACCCCCACCAUCCCCCGCUCGCGUUCCCCGGCCCUCAGCUCCCUGCAGUGGGUAGCUGAGAUCCUGCCUCCCAGCAUCCGUGUGCACGGCCGUACCUUCAGCCAGCAACUUCAACACCUCCUCACCCUACAAGAAAGAUAUACCAUUUGCAAAGCUCUGGAGACCUUCUUCCAGCACAGGAAUGUGGACACACUCAUUGUAGACGUGUUUCCAGUGCUGGACACUCCAGCCAAGCAGCUGAUUUGGCAGUUCAUUUACCAGCUGCUGACCUACGAGGAACAGGAACACUGCAAGAGCAAGAUCGCCCGCUUCCUGGGCUUCAAGAGUGCAGAACCAGAGGUAGGUCCAGAAACCCACAGACGGAGCAGCUCCAUGCGAGUGUCAGGUACCUCUCACAAAAACACUGUGAGAGAGAGAAGCUCAGAUGACUGCAUUAUCGGCACUCACCUGGGAAUGGGAACAUUCACUGACCCUGUGACUCCAGAGGAAAGACAGUGUGGGGAUGGGACUUCCUUCCCAGAGUCCCCAGAUCUCAGCCACAUGUCAGGAGUGUACACGGAGCUUGAGAACGUGUAUCCCGGGAAGAGCAACCAGUCUCUCCAGAGUCACUCCUCACCCAGGGCUGUCGGCAUGGGCCACGCUGAGAACAAUACAUACACUCAGUCUUUCACACACAGUAACACAGGGAACUGUAAGUCAGGCCUCUCUCUUUCAUGGACUGAAUCUUUUCCUGGCCCUCAGUUCGAGCCUUACCAGCAGACUGUUCCUUCUCCAGACAGUGUGGACUCUAAUCCUUAUGUUAGUUUUGACAGCCCCCCAGCCUCCCCCUUGCCUUCUGAUGAGCCCAGUCCUCUGCCCCAGCGCAGGAAGCUGUUUACCUUCUCACGGCCACCUCGCAGCCGAGACACUGACAAGUUCCUGGAUGCUCUGAGCGAGCAGUUGGGCCACAGGGUCAAUAUCGUGGAUGACUUUAAAGGAGGGGAGAAUGACUAUGAGGAGAUGAGUUUCCAGGAUGACCAGGAAGUGAACAUGCUGCCUCAUGAGUUAAGCAGUGCCAGCAGUGAAGACCACAGCAGCAGCGAAGACUCCACCUCAGUCUCCUACUCCUCAGGCUCUGACCACAUCCCUCCUCCCCCACAGAGUCCUCCGCCUCCGCCACCUCCCAUCCAGUUCACCGACCCACCGUCGCCCCUGCCCCUCACCCCAGAGCACUUGCCCCAACCUCCCCCAGCCUUCCAGCACCACCCCAUCAUAGCUCCACCCCCACCUCCACCUCGGUCCUUCCUUACUAACCGCCCCCCGUUGCACAAGGUGCUGCCCACCCGUGAGGAGUUCAGGGCCCAGCACACCCAUCCUCGACGCUCCUCUCCCCAGCCCAGCGCUCAAUCCGUUCUGCAGCUGCACCAACCAAAGGCUCACCCCAUCCUACAGUCAACCCCGCACACCUCCCCUCAACCCCCGCACGCAACCACACAGCACACUCACCUGCGGCAUCCCACCCAGUCAGUCUACCAGAGCAGGCAGACCUCUGCUUCCAGAACCUCCCCUAACCUGACCAAACAAAAGAGCCUCCAUUCCCAACAAAGCUAUGAAGGCACACUCUCAACCAAGGUUCCCCCACCACCACCACCGCCACCUCCUUUACCCCCACCUUGUGGUCCUCCACCUUUGCCCAAAGCCAGCCCGAAAGCCUCUGACAACAACCACAUGAGCGUUAAAAGACUGCGCUGGCAGCAGGUGGAGAACUCUGAAGGAACUAUCUGGGGACAGCUUGGAGAUGAUCCUGACUAUCAUAAACUCAGUGACAUGGUCAAGUACCUGGAUCUGGAUCUGUACUUCGGCACACAGAGGAAUUCCAUCUCUCUUCCAGAGCCCACUUUCCUGCCCGAGAACUUUAAAAAGAAAGACGUGGUUGAGAUUCUCUCCCAUAAAAAGGCCUACAAUGCUUCUAUCCUCAUAGCGCAUCUGAAGCUGUCCCCGAAGGAACUGCGAGAAAUUCUCAUGACCAUGAGCACCGAGCGUCUGGAACCCGCACACAUUAAACAACUGUUGCUUUACGCUCCCGAUGACGAGGAGGUAAAACGGUUUCAGCAUUAUGACCAGGACCCUGCCAAGCUCAGCGAGCCCGACAAGUUUGUCCUACAGAUGCUACUAGUUCCUGAGUAUAAAACCAGAUUGAGGAGUCUUCUUUUUAAGACCACCGUGCAGGAGAAAACAGAAGAAAUGAGAGGCGCAUAUGAAUGCAUAUACAAAGCCUCAUUAGAGCUUAAAAACAGCAAGAGGUUGGCCAAGAUCCUGGAGUUUGUUUUAGCAAUGGGAAAUUAUCUGAACAAUGGUCAACCCAAGACGAAUAAAACAACAGGAUUCAAAAUUAAUUUUCUUACUGAGCUGAACACAACAAAAACUGUCGAUGGAAAGUCAACUUUCCUCCAUAUUCUUGCCAAAUCAUUAUGCCAACACUUCCCAGAACUCCUCAACUUCGCCAGGGACCUCAUAACAGUGCCACUAGCUGCCAAAGUCAAUCAAAGGACCAUUACUGCUGAGCUCAGUGACCUUCACUCUACCAUCCAGGAAAUAAGAACCGCCUGUGUGAAAAUCCCAGCUACUGCAGAGGAUCGCUUCGCAUCGGUUUUGAGUAGCUUUCUGGAAAACUGUCAUCCAGCUGUGCAGUCCCUAGACUCCUUGCAGCAAAGAGCAAUGGAUGAGUUUCAUAAAGUGGCCUCGUAUUUUGGAGAAGACAGUAAAGCCACGACCACAGAAACCUUCUUUGGCAUCUUUGCUGAAUUUAUCUCCAAAUUUGAGAGAGCACUGAGUGAGACGCAAGGAACAGAAAACCCCAGAAGCCCCCGAAUAGCUUCGCCGCUGGCAUGGUGAAACCAACAGCAUCUGCUGUUUCGAACCCAGAAUGCCCAUGUGCCAAUAAAAACAGGGAACUUGAUAGCGUGAAAGGAAACAAACCUUACUUUAAAUGUCUUGGAUGAAUUAAAAAUAUCUUUAG
Molecule: messenger RNA, 4925 nt
Organism: Sinocyclocheilus anshuiensis
Lineage: Eukaryota; Metazoa; Chordata; Actinopteri; Cypriniformes; Cyprinidae
Product: delphilin
Exons: 23
Coding region: 653-4801 (1382 amino acids)
Molecular function (GO): protein binding
Source: RefSeq, a predicted model, not a curated record